CCCGUCUGUCAAUGCCAAAACAGAAAAGUGAUUAUCGGUCGUUAGUGAAAGCUCUUCCGCGCUAACAUGGCAGUGUGAAGGCGUGCGGCUAUCCCUGCAGCGGCAACACCCGGCAGUGCAACGGCUAAGUGCACUGGCUAUUUCUGGCAAAAUGGCGUCUCUCUCGACAACCACCCUCAGCUUUGCUGCCGUCGACAGCAGUACCGAACCGCUCGACUUCCUAACGUCGCCAGACUCUCCUUUGUUUUUAUUCACCCUUUCACGGCCAUCACUGACCAGUAGCAGUCAUGACACUCUCCCAGCUGGCCUUGGAGGACGUGGAGGCCCUGUACUUAGGGCCCUCGUUUCUGAUGGCUGACCCCAUGGGGCCCCUUCUGGACCAAGAUGAAGAAGAAGCUCUUUCUCCCUCCUCUUCUCUAGAGGGGAAGGCGCCAGCUUCGCCCCCCCUCUCUUUCUCCUCCUAUGCAUCUUCCCUGUCCCCCUACCAGACCUUGUCAUCUUCCCCGCUCUCUUCUGCCUCCCCACCUCCCUCUCCUCCCACUUCCUCGUUCCUGGGAACCAAGGCCGGAGUGGACUCACUGUCACUCCCCUGGCUGGGUGCCAGCGACCUGCUCGACACCCAAGUUGGAGCAGACGAUGGUGAAGCAGAGGACGCCUUUGCAGGGAUGGACUGGAUGUCAGAAAAAAUCGACCUGACUGAAUUUGACCUGGAUUCCCUCAUUGGCUCCUGCUCUUCCGAUGAGUCUCCCAGCUCCCCUGAGGAUCUCCUGGCCUCCCUUGACUCCCACAUGGAUCUGAAUUUAGAUUCAUUCAACACAGCCAUCCCCACUCCGCAUGAUAGCCUGGAGCUGAGUCUGUCACUGCCCAGUAUCCCCUCUCUCCCUCUGGAACUCCCUCUCCCCGGGGUAGCCGAGGCCAAGAAGACAGAGGUGGCUCCUGCUGAGGAGGUUAUGAAGUCUGAGCCUCCCUCCCCAGUUCCUUCUCCUUCUCCCCCCUCCCCAACGUAUACAUUGGAGCUGGGGAGUGAAGUGGAUGUCCUUGAUGCAGAGAAAAUGGCCACAUCCCUCACAGCCGCCAUCAUUCCAGAUCCCAGUGGAAGCAUUCAGACCACCAGUCCCAUUGUGCUCUCUCUUCCCACCUCUGGCCACAUUGUGGUGGUGCUCGCCAACAAAGAUGAGCCCUCCCUUCUCUCUCUCCCUGACCGGUCCAUUGAAAUCUCUCCUCCAGCAAGCGACUGCGACAGUGACUCUGGCAUUGAGUCCGUUGUCAGCUCACCCACUCACCCCCCUUCCCCACCUCCCACCCCCUCUUCCACAGCUGGAUCCUCCAGGACCAAACCCUACUCCAAACCAGAGCCCACCACUUCUUCCUCCCCUGCUGCCACUACCUCCAGGGUCAAAUCGGUGUCUGGUGCUCCCAGGGUGGUGGAGAAGAAACUGAAGAAGAUGGAGCAGAACAAGACAGCAGCUACUCGCUAUAGACAGAAGAAGAGGGUCGAGCAGGAGCUGCUUGGUACAGAGCUCCAAGGGCUAGAGAAGAGGAACCAUGAGUUGACGGAGAAGGCGGAGUCCAUCAGCAGAGAAAUCCAGUAUCUAAAAGACCUGAUGGAGGAAGUGCGGAAGCACCGCCGUGGAAAGACCAGCUCAGUGGCUUAGCAACCAGAUUGCGUGUUAAGCGCAGUCUCCUGUUGCAGAGUAGUGAUGGUGAUAUUUAUGCUCCAAUAGUUGCAUGCCAAAACAGUCAACUUCAGCAUUAGAAGAAUGCUGUAUGUUUUCAGCGAUUGAAGAACGGCAUGCAAGGUUGGAUGUAUGAAACCCACCAUCGAGAACAGAAUAGAGGGAAUGGCUGGAUGAAAAGCGAAAUGCCUCUGGAAGUUGAUGAGAUUAGUAGUGUAGAGCCAGGGGGCUGGGAGGUAGUCAGGUGAAGCAUCUGUACAUGCUUGUCUCUCAGUCCCCUGUUAGAGCCCGGUAAUGUUUCCCUGUCUUACUUGCAGUACUUGUACAAACAGGCAGGUGUAUAUUUGUUUUUGUAGACUAGGCAUGCUGAACACAAGUCACCAUAGCUCCUGGUAGUGUAGACUUGUAACCCCGUGACAGGAUAUUCCCUCACACUCCCAGCAUUAGUCCAUAUCCAGACCCCAGCUCAGCUUCAUCAGACUCCUGUGUCAGUAAGGUGAGAUACCACUUCUACAUUGUUACCCACUCAUCUUUAACCCAGUAUCACCCCACAUUGACCUUCUUCUUAACAGCUUCAAGUCCAGAAAGGGGCCUCGACCUAUUUAUGAAUUCUUGAUGUUACACUGUCAACUUUUAUCGUGUGUGUAUAUAGUUUUCACCCCCUUUGCUUGCCGAUUGUGGCUCUUGUUAUUUAAUACUGGAUAAAACCUGAAAAUUUCUUGAGUAGCUCAGAGUCUGUCCGCGCAACUGUUUGGCUUGUAAAAAAGCUUUUCUUUUUUCUUUUUCUAAUAAAUAUCUAUCAGUGCUCAA
Messenger RNA from Chelmon rostratus (copperband butterflyfish), 2486 nucleotides. It is a transcript of the gene atf4a, whose product is annotated as activating transcription factor 4a. Gene Ontology annotation, molecular function: DNA-binding transcription activator activity, RNA polymerase II-specific; RNA polymerase II transcription regulatory region sequence-specific DNA binding. Gene Ontology annotation, biological process: regulation of transcription by RNA polymerase II. The transcript has 4 exons. Gene Ontology annotation, cellular component: ATF1-ATF4 transcription factor complex; nucleus; ATF4-CREB1 transcription factor complex. The coding region runs from base 288 to 1655 and encodes 455 amino acids. Lineage: Eukaryota; Metazoa; Chordata; Actinopteri; Chaetodontiformes; Chaetodontidae. The record is from RefSeq and is a predicted model, not a curated record.